CGUGCUGUCACCAUUCAUUGAGUGCUAGCAAACUACAUUUUGCCUCACUCUUUCCUCAAUUUCAGAACCAAGUUCUGCGAAAAGAGAGAAGGGAGAAGGGAGAAGGGAGAAGGGAGCGCGAUCCCAAAUUACUAUAUUGAGCAGAGAAGGGGGAGAAUCUGGAGUGAAGAAGAAUCAAUACCGGACAAUUUAUUCCCAUGCAAUCGUCCCCCACACAGCAAGAGGAGCCCGAGGAGACCGAAUCCCGUCUCGGGAAUUCCCACUGGGCACCGUGGAGAUCUUACCCUAUCCCACAGAAAAUAAUAAGCCCAUCUGGCUCGGUCGAACCUCAUUUAGGUUCUCCGAGGAUAGUACUCUCUUUUUUUCUUUUGGUACAGGACGUUCCCAGCCGCCGGCAGCGGGAGUCUUUCCAUCACUCACGUUCAGAAUCUAGUUCCCAGGCGUUUGCUUAUGUUUGGUCUGUGCGAACCCGGCCUGGAUUGCAGAUAGGCCAUAACCCUCAGAGAAAAUUGAAACCAUAUCAUCGUUUCUUUUUUGCUUUGUCUUGCGGACAGGCAACAAGUUCAUUUGACAAGCGCCACCAGCAAGCGCGAGCCAGAUUUCGAAGGACCUAUCCUACCGACUAUACGUACAUUACCAUUUUACUACUGAGUGUGUCCAGAUGCUUGCUGUAACCUCAUUAACAAAAGAAAAAAAAACAUUGAACCAAACAUAGUAAGGUGAGAAACCCUCCCAAGAGCCGUGCGCGGGGGUUGCCCAAUGUAGAAUGACGGUUGAGCUACUACGAAGUACUAGGACGAGCUAUGGCCUCACUCGAACCAUGGUUCAUCGCGGACAUACCCCCAGGCAAUCCCCCACCUCUCCCGU
This is a messenger RNA of Aspergillus fijiensis CBS 313.89, 867 nucleotides long. RefSeq lists its product as uncharacterized. The transcript has a single exon. Bases 198 to 674 code for a protein of 158 amino acids. The record is from RefSeq and is a predicted model, not a curated record. NCBI's taxonomy places the organism in Eukaryota, Fungi, Ascomycota, Eurotiomycetes, Eurotiales, Aspergillaceae.